Durio zibethinus is the source of this 1986-nucleotide messenger RNA. Its product is annotated as chloroplast processing peptidase-like. The record is from RefSeq and is a predicted model, not a curated record. Gene Ontology annotation, biological process: thylakoid membrane organization. Lineage: Eukaryota; Viridiplantae; Streptophyta; Magnoliopsida; Malvales; Malvaceae. Gene Ontology annotation, cellular component: chloroplast thylakoid membrane. Gene Ontology annotation, molecular function: serine-type endopeptidase activity.
UCAUAACAUAACAAGUGGGCAUGGACCCCACUACAACAACCAAUACCAUAACCGAUUGCAGAAAAUAUAUUUAAUAUUAAAUGCGCAGGAUUUCCCCUCCCCCUAUAUUUAUACGCUCAGAUUUCAAUCCCUCGGAAAAUUAAAUUCUGGACUUAUUUGAGUGGAGAUGGUGGUAUCUCUACUCUCUGUUCCUCCAUUGCUUUUCUUUCAAAACCCUAAUCCCAAUUCAACCCUAUUCUCCAAACCCAUUAAAACUCCUAAUUUCACUUCAAUCCCCUUCAAAUCCCUCAAAACCCCUAAUCUCACAAUCCUCAAUCUCCACCAAUCUUCAAAACCCUACCUUUUAAGCCAUUCCCAUUCCACAUUUCCCUCCCAAAUUCCUGACUCUUUGGGGUUUAAGAUAGAAAAUGCGACAACUUUAGGCCCUAGAAACCUAUUUCAAAGACUUAACUGUUAUGGGGUUAAGGACUCCGGGGAGGAUAAUAAAGUAGUGGUGGACUCCAGUGGUGGCGGCGGCGGAGGUGGUGGUGGUGGUGGUGGUGACGGCGGGGAUGGAGACGAUGGAGAGGUAGAGAAGAAAAGUGGGUCAUUGCCAGAAUGGUUGAAUGUUACUUCAGAUGAUGCAAAAACGGUUUUUGCUGCUGUGGCAAUAUCGCUUGCUUUUCGGUCAUUCGUGGCUGAGCCGAGGUAUAUUCCUUCGUUGUCGAUGUAUCCUACGUUUGAUGUUGGGGAUCGAAUUGUUGCUGAGAAGGUUUCAUACUACUUCAGGAAGCCAUGUGCUAAUGAUAUUGUCAUAUUCAAAAGCCCACCAGUUCUUCAGGAAGUAGGAUACACUGAUGAAGAUGUCUUCGUUAAACGAGUAGUAGCUAAGGAAGGUGAUAUUGUGGAGGUUCAUAACGGAAAGCUUAUUGUUAAUGGGGUUGUACGAGAUGAAGAGUUCAUCAAUGAAGCACCUUCUUAUGAAAUGACACCAAUUCGAAUACCUGAGAACUCUGUCUUUGUGAUGGGUGACAAUCGUAAUAAUAGUUAUGAUUCCCACGUUUGGGGUCCCCUCCCUGCCAAGAAUAUCAUAGGAAGAUCAGUACUUCGAUAUUGGCCUCCAAAGAGGAUAGGUAGCACAGUACUUGAGCGUGGCUGUGCUGUUGACAAGCAGGAGAGUGUCAAAGCAUCUGAAUAGAUAUAUUCAGGCUUACUGAUUUAUAUGAAAAGUAAUCCUUUGGCUGUUUAAGCCAUUUUCCCUAAUAACCUUUCUGUUUCUUUUCUUACUCAUUGUGAGCUUUUAGUUCUCUCUCUCUCUCUCUCUUUCUCUCUCUUACAAAAUUUCUGCAAUACUAUCAUUUUUUAGUAGAAAGGCUAUUCUUGUAAGACAGGUCCUUCUUUUGGCCUGUUAUAUGGUCUUCCUGCGAAUGUAGAUUGACCCUUGUAAUGAUUAAUGCAACCAAUUUUCUGUUUUCCAUCGAUCCAUUUCUAGUUCAGUGCAAGUUGAUUUAUUGAAUUACAGUUUAAUAAUACUAAUAAAGGACUUGAAAUUCUUCAUUGAGGAAGGAAAUCCUCUAAAUUUGGCAUUGCAAAUAAGUUCAGAGCUCUGAUUUGCAUGCAUAGUUUUGUAGGAGGGAAGGAUCAAAAUUUAGAUAUUCAAACAUCACUUACUCUAACUCCCUGGAGACAAGUUUAAAUGUUGCUUCCAUAGUUUUGUGGAGAAGAGUUCCCCGUUCCCCACGUAAAAUUUACUCAAAAACACCUAAUUACCUAAUCAUCUGUCAGUUCCCCUUGUUUCUCCUUUUGUUCAGAAACACUUAAUCUUUUCUUAAACUCCUAUGUUCUUCUCUAAUGUUACAAAAUGGCCAUGCAUUAAGAGCAAGAACAGAGCUUCCGUUGCUGCUUAUACAAGUUUCUAUUCAUCAUGUACGUCGCAAUUUUCUAGUUGCUUCUGUUUCCCCUAGACGUUGGUUGGCUAGCACAAAUUUAUAUGGUAACACGCCGCCA